UGCAACAUGCAUUAUUUGCCCUACCACUUUUAAUUGACAUUCGUGACCUCUCUUCAAGCGAAACUUCUUUCAUUCAAGGACGAUGCAGAAUACAACACAAUAACACAAAUCCGGUAUGAAUCCAGUUGUGAACUUACUCUUACAUAACGAACAUCGAAAAUGGUUCUGUCCUUAAACCGAUGGGUUGGAAAAAUCGCUGUAGUGACAGGUGCCAGUUCUGGCAUAGGUGCAGCCAUCGCUGAGUUCCUUGUCGACAAAGGAAUAAUAGUUGUUGGGCUAGCCCGUCGCGCAGAACAGGUAGAGGAGAAGGCGAAACAACUUUGUGGCAAGUCAGGAAAACUGCAUGCUGUUAAAACUGACAUCACCAGCGAGGAAGACAUCGUAAAAGCGUUCAAAUGGAUUGACAAAAAUUUGGGUCAUGUUCACAUUUUGAUCAACAAUGCUGGUGUUUCCAAAGACAAUAAUUUGUUAAGAAAUGGAGACGCGGCAGCUUGGAGGCAAACUUUCGAUGUGAAUGUCAUGGGUUUGUGCAUUGCGACUCGGGAGGCUGUGAAGAUAAUGUCGGCUAAUAAUAUUAAUGGACACAUUAUUCAUAUCAAUAGUGUGGCCGGUCACAGAGUGCCGAAUUUUCCCGGAAUUAACGUUUAUACGGCUAGUAAAUACGCAGUGACUGCGUUAACCGAGACCCUGAGGCACGAAUUGAACGCCGUUGAUUCUAAAAUUAAAACUACUAGUAUUAGUCCUGGAUUAGUCACCAGCGAAAUGACAAUUUUGAAUCCUGGUUUAAGCGACGAACGUCAAGAUUUCAUGAAAACUUUGCCAAUAUUAAAGGCACAGGAUAUUGCGGAAGCUAUAGGAUACAUUUUAUCAACUCCUGAGCAUGUUCAGAUUAAUGAAUUAACCAUCACUCCGGUUGGAGAGAAAAUUUAAACUGACCUACCCCUUGACCACAUCAUAUGUUUGGAAGCACGAUAAUGUAUACUUCUACAAUAUUUUUAUUUUUAUAAAGCAAUUUCUAAUUAGUUACGCUUUUUUAUUGGCUGUAAAUAUAGAAAUAAACCGUCAAUAACUUUAAUAUUACUUUAACAGAAUUCGUGUAGGCAAGAUUUUUAAAAUGAGUUUGUUUUAGGUAAGCUGACGGAACUUAACUGUAUGUAAAAUUACCUUUAAUUAAAGAUAUGUGAUAUUUAAA
This is a messenger RNA of Zophobas morio, 1192 nucleotides long. RefSeq names its product farnesol dehydrogenase-like. The record is from RefSeq and is a predicted model, not a curated record. Lineage: Eukaryota; Metazoa; Arthropoda; Insecta; Coleoptera; Tenebrionidae. The coding region runs from base 160 to 930 and encodes 256 amino acids. The transcript is spliced from 4 exons. Gene Ontology annotation, molecular function: oxidoreductase activity.